This is a messenger RNA of Vicia faba (fava bean), 1281 nucleotides long. The record is from the annotation of a GenBank genome assembly. Lineage: Eukaryota; Viridiplantae; Streptophyta; Magnoliopsida; Fabales; Fabaceae.
AUGGACUCUUCCAAUUCUACCCCUCGCCAUCAUCACCACCGUUCAUCAGAACGUCGAACCACUCCCCGAAUCUCUCCCCUAUCCCGCAUUGGUGAAAUAACCGCCACGGAACCUCUUCGUAUAUCACUCGACCUCGAUCAAUCACCAACCGCCGCCAAAAAACCAUCAUCAUCGCCCUCACCGCUGUCUCUUCUCCGAUCUCCAACUCGCUGUUUUCCACUCAGGGAGCUUCUCCUCAUGUCUCCUCCAUCUUCCAGAAAAUCCAAGCCGAGGUUUGACGACGAGAUGCAUGAGUCCAAUAGUCUAAGACGGAGGUGUAGGGCGGCUCUGUCUUCUCCGAGAAGCUCCCGGAGAUCGCGGAGACGUCAAGAAGUUGAAGUUAGGGAAGAAAAGGAGAUUGUAUUGAUGGAUGAAAUUGGAAAACAGAGGAAGAGAAGAAACAGCAAGAAGGAUAAACUCAGUUUGGUUCCUUUUCAACCACCAAAAGGGGAAGAAGUGAAUAGAGGUGAUUUGGAUCGCAUUGGAAUGUUGAUUGCUGAAUUAAUCAUGUGGAAAGAUGUGCAAAAAUCAACCUUUUGGUUUGGGUUUGGAUCUCUUUGUUUCUUGUCUUCUUGCUUCACUAAAGGGAUCAACUUUAGCCUUUUCUCUGCUAUCUCACAAUUGGCAAUUCUAUUUUUGGCGGUUUCUUUUAUCUCAAAUUCUAUUUGUCAAAGAGACCCAGAAGUUAAGCAGAGGAGUUAUGCCAAACUGAAAGAAGAUGAUAUUUUGCGUCUUGCGAAAUUGAUUCUUCCUGCUUUGAAUUUUGCAAUUUUGAAGACGAAAGGGCUGUUCUCUGGAGAACCAUCCAUGACACUAAAAGUAGCUCCUUUUCUUCUACUAGGAGCUCGGUAUGGCCAUCUUAUUACAAUUUGGAGGCUUAGUGCCAUUGGAUUUUUUGUCAGCUUCAGUGUACCAAAGCUUUAUUCAUGCUACUUUGUUCAGAUCAAUCAGCGAGCUGAAUGCUUGAAAUUGCGAUUGUUGGACACAUGGAGUGCUUGCAGUUACAAGAAGAUAGUGGUCGUGUCGGCCCUUAUUACCUUUUGGAAUCUGUCUUCUACAAAGACUCGAAUCUGCACAGGAUUUUUAUUGGUUGUAAUAUUCAGAUACAUUCAACAAAAUGUCCUACAAAAAGUAGAAGACGGAGAAGCAUAUGCGGCAGACAAGGAACAGCGACAGGUAUCGUUAGUUGCAGAACCAGUGGAUGAGAAACCACAUCAGGCACGACUAGUUGCUGCUGCCUAA